Thermochaetoides thermophila DSM 1495 is the source of this 528-nucleotide messenger RNA. RefSeq lists its product as uncharacterized. The transcript is spliced from 2 exons. The record is from RefSeq and is a predicted model, not a curated record. Bases 1 to 528 code for a protein of 175 amino acids. Lineage: Eukaryota; Fungi; Ascomycota; Sordariomycetes; Sordariales; Chaetomiaceae.
AUGGCGCCUUCAAGAACAACCAGAACAGGCUCCACCUCCACAGCCCCUAGAAAGGCUUCCAGCAACCGUAGAUUGACAGACGACUGGACCGAGGUGACAGAGCCUGAAGAGAGGAGACGCAUUCAGAACCAUAUCGCUCAGCGCAAGUUCAAUCUUGCCUUCGAGGACACUGACCUUGCCGGUCUGCCAUGGGGUGGUCUUAGCAUCCGCCAUGUCGUAGCCCGCGGCCACGCUGAGGCCAGCACAGGAACGCUCAGCCAUCACAGCGGGCACAGCGACACUCUCAGCGUGACGGCCGGUUUGCCCGGCAGCGGGAUGAUGACGCCAGCGCCGGCGUCUUCGCCAAUGCCACCGCAGACGCCGAGCUUCUUCUAUACAGCCGCCGAUCAGCAACAACAAAUGCUCUAUGGACUGGACUCGUAUGGCGCGUAUAGCUCGGCUCAUCACCAUGCCGCUACGACAGCGGCUAUAAACAUGAUGUUUGAUUCGCAGAGAGAUGGUCUUGGAGAUGUCAGGGGGAUACUAUGA